AUGAUGGAGAGAAUCCUACUAGAGAGACUUAACUAUGUUAUCGAAGACCAACUGCAUGAGUCACUCUGUGGUUUUAUGAAGGGGAAAGACACAUCAGGAGCUUUCACUAACUGUCUGACUAAUGAGUAUGACUACUGCAGGACCUUCAUUGACCUAAAGGGGGCGUUUGAUAGGGCUAAUGAUGAUAUAAUACUAUUUAAACUGGCAAACAUGGGUGUCAACGGUAAAUUACUACAUUGGGUCGGCGACUAUCUGUAUGACAGAAAAGCAAGAGAGUUUUUUCAGGGAGCCAUCUCCAAUGAAAAAUGCAUGGAGCUUGGCACCCUUCAAGGGGGUUCUUAG
Molecule: messenger RNA, 342 nt
Organism: Portunus trituberculatus (swimming crab)
Lineage: Eukaryota; Metazoa; Arthropoda; Malacostraca; Decapoda; Portunidae
Exons: 1
Coding region: 1-342 (113 amino acids)
Source: RefSeq, a predicted model, not a curated record